Molecule: messenger RNA, 1697 nt
Organism: Neoarius graeffei (lesser salmon catfish)
Lineage: Eukaryota; Metazoa; Chordata; Actinopteri; Siluriformes; Ariidae
Product: zinc finger protein OZF-like
Exons: 2
Coding region: 312-1589 (425 amino acids)
Biological process (GO): negative regulation of transcription by RNA polymerase II
Molecular function (GO): DNA-binding transcription repressor activity, RNA polymerase II-specific
Source: RefSeq, a predicted model, not a curated record
GGGGUCGAGUUUAAUUCCCCUUUCUGCCCUGCUGUGAUGAGUGUGGAGCUCCAGUAGGGGUCGCUGUGGGCGUCUCGGUCGCGAUCCGCCACACAUUGAGAGAAAUAGAAGAAGCCGUGCGGCAGUUUUGCUGAUUGAUGAGCUGAGCUCUCCGACUCUACUAAUCAUCUUUCCAUUAAACUCUUUCUGACAGGGUUUUACCCCCACAGUUCCAUCUGAUCCGUUGUGGGGGAUUUGAGGUGGUUAACUGCGUUCUGCUGGAAACAUCAAGAUAUGAGUGCUGUCUUCUCCUGCUGUCCUCUUUCCUUCAAAUGAAGUUUAUAUUUGCUAAAAUAGCAACAGAUCCGACUAUGAUGAAGUCAGCUGAGAUUACGUAUGAACAUCUGGCACCCAUGAGGAGCUCCAGUAGUCCGCAAACGUUGUUCUCUUCUAAUUUACCUGGGAACCCCGCUCAUAGACGAGUACAGAAUGAAAGUCACCACUGCGCAGUGUGUGGGAAAACCUUCAGUAAAAGGAGUAAUCUGAAGCAACACCAGCUCGUUCACAGUGGAGAGAAGCCGUAUCAGUGCUCGGACUGUGAGAAGACUUUCGCUAAAAGGAGUAAUCUCAAACAGCACCGUUUUGUUCACACGGGAGAGAAGCCGUAUCAGUGCUCGCAGUGUAGUACAAGUUUCACUCAAAAGGUUCAUCUCGUACGACACCAGCACGUUCACACAGGAGAGAAACCGUAUCGGUGCUCGCAGUGUGAGAAGAGCUUUAUUGACAGCAGCAGCCUCAUAAAACACCAGCGCGUUCACACCGGAGAGACAGUCUGUCGCUGCUCGCUGUGCGGUUAUAGCUUUACCUGCCUCAGUAACCUGAAGCGACACCAGCGCAUUCACGAAGGACAGAAACCGCAUCGGUGUUCAGAGUGCGGGAAGAGUUUUAUCGAUCGAGGGAAUCUGAUAAAACACCAGAAAACUCACUCGGGAGAGAAGCCAUAUCAGUGCUUACACUGUGGAAGGAGUUUUACACAAAGAUUUAAUCUCCACCAGCACCUGCACAUUCACACGGGAGAGAAGCCGUAUUACUGCUCAGAGUGCGGGAAGGGUUUUAAUCGCGAGUACACUCUUCAACUCCACCAACAGGUUCAUACAGGGGUUAAACCCUAUUACUGCGCACAGUGUGGGGGGCAUUUCAGCAGUCUGAGUAAUCUCAAACAGCACCAGCGCAUUCACACAGGAGAGAAACCGUAUCAGUGUUCAGAGUGUCAGAAGAGUUUUAGUUCGAGCGAUACUCUCAAAAACCAUCAGCGAAUUCACACAGGAGAGAAGCCGUAUCAGUGCUUAGACUGCGGGAAGAGUUUCACGCAAAUGGGUCAUCUCCAACAACACCAGCGCGUUCACACAGGAGAGAAACCGUAUCAGUGUUCGGAGUGUCGGAGGAGUUUUAGUUCCAGCAUUACUCUCAAAACCCAUCAGCAGAUUCACACAGGAGAGACGCUGCAGCACUGUUUGGAGUGCAGCAAGACGUUCUGUUCGCGGAGAACUUUUCAGCAGCACAUGCUUACUCACGCAGCUGUGAGCGAGGACGUGCUGCAGUUCUCGUGAAAAAGUCUCAGAACUUGCUUUCUUCUCAAGACUUAUUUUCGUUACACACUUUUCGUACUGAACCACUUUGUAUGGUUUGGAAAGCAUCACUGUACUGUUCCAAAGAAG